AGCUCCGAGUGGAACAAUGCGUUGCUCUCGCUCCUCGCAGAAUUUGUGAAUAUUCGGUGGAUUUAUGAGAGUGAAUGUAUUAGAAAAAUAAUAUAUAGAAAGUGGAUAAUCAGACCCAAGCCUCAAGUGAAGGAAAAAAAGUGUAGAGUGUUUAGUGUUUGUGUAAAUCGAGUGUGAAGUGGUGAGUAAGGCGAGCCUGGUGGUAGUGCUGUGCGAGGUGCGUGAGAUUUUCCUGUGGGUUUUCUCUCUUCUGGAGGAUGUACAGCCUCGCAGGACCCCUUUUAUAACGGCAGGAUCCACGCAGCCCCUACACGAGACAUGUAUCCGGCACCUAGACCUCCUGGAGCGGUUGUUGCAGGUCAAAUGCUUCACCGGCCACCGUCUGUCCAAGGCCCGCCAGCCCCCGCGGCUCCGGGUCAGCUCAAGUUCACCAUCGCGGAGACGUGUGACAGAAUCAAGGAAGAGUUCAACUUCCUGCAGUCACAGUACCAUGCGUUGAAGCUGGAGUGCGAGAAGUUAGCCAGCGAGAAGACGGAGAUGCAGAGGCACUACGUUAUGUAUUACGAGAUGUCGUACGGUCUCAACGUCGAGAUGCACAAACAGACGGAGAUCGCGAAGCGGCUCAACGCCAUCAUAGCGCAGGUCCUGCCCUUCUUGUCCCAGGAGCACCAGCAGCAGGUCGCCACGGCGGUGGAGAGAGCCAAGCAGGUCACCAUGACGGAGCUGAACGCGAUCAUCGGGCAACAGAUGCACGCCCAGGCAGGCAUUCCCCAUGGCGCCCACGCCCCGACGUUACCGAUGGCGCCGCACCCGUCCUUAGCGGGGAUGCCCGGCCUCCCGCCGUCGUCGGGAGCCCCGCCCGGCCUCCUCUCCGCCGUGUCCUCGGCCUCGCUCAUGGGCCUCCCCACCCACCCGCUCUCCGUCCUGAGCAAGCCUGACCUCGGCCGCCCCGAGGACAAGCGGGAGCGACCCGAGGACCGCGCCGCAGCCCUCCUCGAGGAACGAGCCAGGAAUAGCAGCUCCCCGGGCGAGAAGUACCGCCCCCGGUCCCGCACCCCCGACGACCACGACGCCAAGCGCCGGAAGGAGGACAAGGGCCACGACUCCGACGGCGAAAAGAGCGAUCAGGACCUGGUCGUCGAUGUCGCCAACGAGGACCCAACAACUCCUCCACAGGCGAACGGCGACCACCGCGACGUGCGGGAGAACGGCGAGAAGAAGCCCGAGCGGCCGCCGUCGCAGUCGUCGUCGUCGCGGUCCACGCCGCAGCUCAAGCACGAGAAGAGUGACCCUCGUUCCACCCCCACGUCCAAGUCUGGUGGGGGGAGCGGCGCCCCCUCCGGGCCCCCUGGCUCCUCCGGCGUGAAGCCCCCCGGCGCCCCCCCUGGUGGUGCCGGUCCGUCCCCUCACUACCCCCCCUCCCCCUACCUGCCCCCCGGCGCCGCUGGGCCCCGACCUGACCUGCCCCCCGGCCCGCCCCGCCCUGACCUCCCGCCCUCCGCCGCCUACCCCCCAGGGCACCCUAACAACUACCUCCGCCCACCGGGCUCCGGCUAUGACCCCCACGGUGUGCGGCCGCCUCCGCUCGCUUCCAACGGCAUUCCAACCAACGGCUCCGCUGGGAAACCGGCAUAUAGCUUUCAUGUGAGCGGCGAGGGCCAGCUGGCCCCCGUGCCGUUCCCCUCGGACGCGCUGUUGGCCCCGGGCAUUCCUCGGCACGCGCGGCAGAUCAACACGCUGCACCACGGCGAGGUGGUGUGCGCCGUCACCAUCAGCAACCCCACCAAGUACGUGUACACGGGCGGCAAGGGCUGCGUCAAGGUGUGGGACAUCAGCCAGCCCGGGUCCAAGACGCCCGUGUCGCAGCUGGACUGCCUGCAGCGGGAUAACUACAUCAGGUCCGUCAAGCUCCUGCCUGACAUGCGCACCCUCAUCGUGGGCGGCGAGGCGUCCACCCUCAGCAUCUGGGACCUGGCCACGCCCACGCCCAGGAUCAAGGCAGAGUUGAUAUCCUCCGCCCCCGCGUGCUACGCCCUGGCCAUCAGCCCCGACUCCAAGGUGUGCUUCAGCUGCUGCAGCGACGGCAACAUCGCGGUGUGGGACCUGCACAACCAGACGCUGGUGCGGCAGUUCCAGGGCCACACGGACGGCGCCUCCUGCAUCGACAUCUCGCCCGACGGCACCAAGCUGUGGACGGGCGGCCUCGACAACACGGUGCGGUCGUGGGACCUGCGCGAGGGGCGCCAGCUGCAGCAGCACGACUUCACCAGCCAGAUCUUCUCGCUGGGCUUCUGCCCGACCGGCGACUGGCUGGCCGUGGGCAUGGAGAGCUCCAACGUGGAGGUGCUGCACGUGAACAAGCCCGACAAGUACCAGCUGCACCUGCACGAGUCCUGCGUGCUCUCCCUCAAGUUCGCCUCGGCCGGCAAGUGGUUCGUGUCCACGGGCAAGGACAACCUGCUCAACGCGUGGCGCACGCCCUACGGCGCAUCCAUCUUCCAGUCGAAGGAGUCGUCCUCGGUGCUGAGCUGCGACAUCUCCGCGGACGACAAGUACAUCGUGACGGGCUCGGGCGACAAGAAGGCCACCGUCUACGAGGUCAUCUACUAAAGUGGCCGAGCCGCCGCGACCUAGUGCCUGGACCCCGCAGGAGGGGCGUCUCCUUAGGGAUAUUCAGGGCACCCCGAGAGGGCGGCAGAGGAGUAGAUUUUGCCGUGUGGACCGUGGUAUCCAUAAGCGAUGCGAAGGCGCCAGAGU
Penaeus indicus is the source of this 2757-nucleotide messenger RNA. It is a transcript of the gene gro, whose product is annotated as protein groucho-like. Gene Ontology annotation, cellular component: nucleus; transcription regulator complex. The record is from RefSeq and is a predicted model, not a curated record. The transcript is spliced from 14 exons. Gene Ontology annotation, molecular function: transcription corepressor activity; protein binding. The coding region runs from base 319 to 2610 and encodes 763 amino acids. Lineage: Eukaryota; Metazoa; Arthropoda; Malacostraca; Decapoda; Penaeidae. Gene Ontology annotation, biological process: regulation of DNA-templated transcription; negative regulation of canonical Wnt signaling pathway.